This is a messenger RNA of Eremothecium gossypii ATCC 10895, 1017 nucleotides long. It is a transcript of the gene SUR2, whose product is annotated as sphingosine hydroxylase. The record is from RefSeq and is marked provisional. Gene Ontology annotation, molecular function: iron ion binding; oxidoreductase activity. Gene Ontology annotation, biological process: lipid biosynthetic process. Lineage: Eukaryota; Fungi; Ascomycota; Saccharomycetes; Saccharomycetales; Saccharomycetaceae. The transcript has a single exon. The coding region runs from base 1 to 1017 and encodes 338 amino acids.
AUGUUAAACCACACUUAUAGCGAUAUUGGCGUUAGGCUGGCGCCCCGGUUCCUCCCGGACGUGUCGUUCAUGGAUGACGUAGUCGCGCCGUUGACGGCAGUCAAGCCGCGACCCACGCUGGUGCCAGGGAUAUCGGACGGGCACCUGUCGUUGCUGGCGCCAGUGCUGGCGUACUGGGUGUUCUCGGGGCUGUUCCACGUGAUGGAUACGCUGCGGCUGGCGGAAAAGUACCGGAUCCACCCGAGCGAGGAAGUAGCGUCGCGGAACAGGGCCGGCAGGCUGGACGUUCUGGCGCAGGUGGUGCUGCAGCACAUCAUCCAGACGCUGACGGGGCUGGUGCUGGUAUACUAUGACGGGGAGCCGCAGACGGGGAUGGAGCAGCUGGCGAUGUGGCGGUGGCGGCAGGCGGCGCCAGGGUGGGUGUCGAACGAGGCGAUAUACGUGGCGUACCACUACGGCUUGUCGGUGGCGAAGCUGCUGGUGGGGUUCUUCCUGAUCGAUACAUGGCAGUUCUGGCUCCACUACCUGAUGCACAUGAACAAGACGCUGUACCGGAAGUUCCACGCGCACCACCACCGCCUGUACGUCCCGUACGCGUACGGCGCGCUGUACAACAACCCCGUGGAGGCCUUUGUGCUCGAUUCCUGCGGCACCGCACUGGCUGCUCUUGUCACUCGUAUGACGCACAGGGAGGAGAUGCUGCUCUACACAUUUGCAACCAUGAAGACGGUGGACGACCACUGUGGCUACGCGCUGCCGUGGGAUCCGUUCCAGUGGCUCUUCCCGAACAACGCGGUGUACCACGACAUCCACCACCAGAACUUCGGUAUCAAGAGCAACUUCGCGCAGCCGUUCUUUACCAUAUGGGACUCGUUUUGCCGCACCAAGUUCCCGCAGUUCGAGGAGUACGAGAAGAAGCAAAGACGAGUGACGGUGGACCGGUACAAGCAGUUUUUGGCAGAGCGCCAGAUGGAACGGGAGGCAAAGCUGACGCUGCUCUCCAAAAAACUAAGCUGA